UGCUUGAGCGGGUGAGAGCGGAAGUGGAAACUCCUGUUUUCCUGUCUCAUCCCUCCCCAUUUCGCUCCGAUACAGCUACCGAGCUGGCAGGAGGAAGCUCUGCUACUUCAACUUUUUCACCAGAGCUUGUUUUAACUUUCGGUACUGCUGAGGUCCUCUUAACCAACUGGCUUCAACAAGCAGCUCCUUGGGAUAUCAAUGGAUCACAAUGGGGCCCGUGAAAGACCCGGACCAGGCAGACGACCAUCCAGUCCCUCCUCUGGGACACCCAUUGGUGCCAAGGGACAGGCUACACAAAGUGAACAAAGGCCCAAAGUAAAGGUAACUCCCUUCCACAGCUCCCCCAUAGUCAGCAGUGAUGGAGCUCUCCGCAGCAAACGACCAGGCGUAGCUUCUGGGAAACCACUGGCGUCCCCUGGCAGUCUGUUUAGGAGCCCACCUGGUGGACUGCCUGCUCUACCUGUCCGAGAGAGACUCGCUGCUGCUGCUGCUGCUGCUGCUGGGAGCUCAGUGCAGCAUGCUCCCAGCUCAGGCUCGUUAUUGGCCACAGUAGGAGCUGAAGCACAGCCUCCUGGCAGGAAGACACCAAAGUUGAACCCGACAGACUCAGUUUCUGUCAAGUCUGGACCAGCAGAUGACACAGCACUUCAUCACAGCCAGAAAAGCAAAGCUGUCUCCACAGCCACCAAACCUCACUCGGCUGUGAAGAGGAAGAAGAGGAAGAUGGGAAUGUACAACCUGGUGCCCAAAAAGAAGACCAAGGUCCUUAAACAGCAGGAGAAGCAGAAAGAUGAGUCAGGAGCCAACAUGGAGAACCAAAAUGCAGCAGAGGAGAAACCAGUGACUCCACCAGAGACUGUGAAGGCCAGAGAACUGCCAGCUGCCAAAAACAAAUCUCUGAAGCAGGUUCAACCUGGAGAGGGCAGCCGUGUUGAAUACACAGAGCUGACGUUGGACUGUCUGGACCUUAAAGCUCAGGAAGAGCUGCUCUCACCUCCCGUGUCAGGUGCAGCGACUGCAAGUGCUGACGUGACAGAAACGGACCUGGCCGAGGAGUUACCGCUGUGCUGCUGUCGUAUGGAGACUCCACCCAGUGGAGGCAGCCUGUCCACACUGGAUCAGACCUGCAUGGCCAUGGAAAGCGCAGAUGGAAUGUUGAGUCGUUGCCAGAGGCGAGUGAUGAAGCAGGAAAUGAUGCGACCCUCCAACACGGUUCAUCUGCUGGUUCUGUGCGAGGACCACCGAGCUGGCAUGGUUAAGCACCAGUGCUGCCCGGGCUGUGGACUCUUCUGUAGGACGGGCACCUUCAUGGAGUGCAGGCCGUACGGCAGCAUCUCCCACCGCUUUCAUCGUGACUGUGUAUCCAUCUUAAAGAAUCUUAAGUUUUGCCCACACUGCGGUGAGGAUGCCAGCGGGGCCAAGGAGGUCACGGUGUCGCCAGCCGAUCCGUCACCCUUUGUGCCUAGAUCGAGCCCGGGGCCGUCGCUUCCGGCUGUGCCUACUGUGGCUGCUUUGCCAUCAGUACCGGCUACGCCUGCUGUUCCACAGGUACUCAGAGCGAAGAAGACCAGCGAGCCACAGAGGAGCAGGGACGAGAGCCCGAGCAGGUUGAAGGGCGAGGCCGUGCGUGCUGCAGAUAGCCUACCUAAAGAGUCACUGGAGAGCAUCCUGAUGGCACUGGAUGAUGAGAACCUGAAACCAAAUAAAAUGAAGUACCCCACCAGACAGCUGUACAUCUCUGCAAAACAAGGAGAGCUUCAGAAGGUCAUUCAUCUCUUAGUUGAUGGGAAGGACCCCAACUUUUUGAUGGAAGGCCAAAACAAACGCACCCCUCUUCAUGCCGCAGCUGCUGAGGGUCACCAGGAGGUCUGCCAUAUGCUGGUCCAGGCUGGAGCCAACCUGGACAUGUUUGAUGAGGAGCAGAGAACACCACUGAUGGCAGCCUGUGAAAACAAUCAUCUGGACACCGUGAAGUACCUGCUGAGAGCUGGAGCAUCUGUCAGCCACAAGGAUAUCUUGGGUUUCACCUGUCUGCAUCUGGCAGCUAAACUGGGACAUUAUGAUAUAGUCCAUCAUCUGCUCUCCAAGGCAUCCAAAUACAUCAGCUGUCAGGAUGAUGGGGGGUGGACUCCCAUCACCUGGGCUAUUGAAUACAAGCACAAGGAGGUGGUCCACCUGCUGCUGUCCAGAGGGGCUGAUGUUAACAUCAGAGACAAGGAAGAGAAUGUUUGCUUGCAUUGGGCGGCUCUGUCAGGCUGCGAUGACAUUGCCCAGGCUCUGCUGGAAGCUCGAUGUGACCUCAAUGCUGUCAACGUUCAUGGUGACUCACCGCUUCAUGUUGCUGCCCGAGAGAACCACCUGGAGUGUGUGAUGUUGUUUCUCUCUCGUGGAGCAGACGUCAAUCAGAGGAACAGGGACGGAGAGACAGUUCAGGACUGCUGUGUCUACGGCUCAAAGGUGUGGACGGCCCUCAACACUAACAAGAAGCUUACCGAUGCCAGGAGAGGCAGGGACGCUCAGGGGGAAAGAAUGCUCAGCAGGGACAUUUCUCGAGGUUAUGAAGCAGUUCCUAUCACCUGUGUUAAUGGUGUCGACAGUGAACCAUGCCCUGAAAACUUUAAAUACGUACCUGACAAUUGUGUCACCUCCCAGCUGAACAUAGACAAGGACAUCACACACUUACAGCACUGCAGCUGUACGGACGACUGCUCAUCCAGUACCUGUGUGUGUGGUCAGCUCAGUCUGCGAUGUUGGUAUGACAGUGAGGGUCGACUACCUCUGGACUUCUGUCAGCGGGAGCCUCCAGUGCUCUUUGAGUGUAACCACGCCUGCUCCUGUUGGAGGACCUGCAGGAACCGAGUGGUCCAGAACGGAUUGAGAGCCCGGCUGCAGCUCUUCAGGACACAGAAGAUGGGCUGGGGAGUGAGGGCCAUGCAGGAUAUCCCUCAAGGAACAUUCAUUUGCGAGUAUGUUGGGGAGAUCGUCACCGACGCAGAGGCCGACAAGCGGGAGAAUGACUCUUUUCUCUUCACCCUCGACAACAAGGUGGGAGAUGUACACUGCAUUGAUGCAAGACUCUUUGGCAACAUUGGGCGCUUCAUCAACCAUCUGUGUGAGCCCAACCUGCUGGCUGUGAGGGUGUUUACCAUGCACCAGGAUCUACGUUUCCCCAGGAUAGCCUUCUUCUCCAGCAGGCCCAUCAAAGCUGGAGAUCAGAUAGGGUUUGACUAUGGUGAUCACUACUGGAGGGUGAAGAGCAAGUUCUUCAGCUGCCAUUGCGGUUCUCCCAAAUGUCGCCACUUAGCUGCUAGCAGAUAGAAAGUCGCUGAUGAUGAACAGUCUCUCUUUCUGCCUGGACACAUUGCGUGACCUCUAAUGUCAGAAACACUGCCCUCUGAACCAGAUGCCACAUAAGACUAAUGCUUUGAGUCGGUAAACCUCCAGGACAUUUAUUUAUGCACACUUACAUUUCUGUAUGAAGAACGCUGCAGUUUAUCACCAGUCAGAAAUACUUUGUGAGAGUGGGUUUAGCUAGUUUUAAAGAGCCAACAGUCAGGUUAAAAAAUAGUCUAAUAGGUGAUUUUAACAUUCAUAGACUCUUCCAUGAAUACCACUAACUUUUGUGGAUUAAUGAAGCGAAUUUAUGUUUUUGUUAGUUUGAAUGUGCUUUUUACUACCUGUCUAAUUAGCAAUUAAACACAUUGUAAAUGUA
This is a messenger RNA of Scatophagus argus, 3712 nucleotides long. RefSeq names its product euchromatic histone-lysine N-methyltransferase 1a (gene ehmt1a). The transcript has 23 exons. Gene Ontology annotation, molecular function: p53 binding; protein-lysine N-methyltransferase activity; histone methyltransferase activity. The coding region runs from base 199 to 3318 and encodes 1039 amino acids. Gene Ontology annotation, cellular component: nucleus. The record is from RefSeq and is a predicted model, not a curated record. NCBI's taxonomy places the organism in Eukaryota, Metazoa, Chordata, Actinopteri, Scatophagidae.